GCAUGUAAUCGUAUGAUCGAGACUGCUCAUGCAAAGACUAAAAUCUCUAAUUCACGAAAUCUUUUCGCAAUUCCUCCAUUUUUAUCUUCUAGCCAGACCAAAUCGUGAUUUGCUGCAUCAUCAAUCAUGGAGCUUACCUUUAGGCAGCCAUUUAAGAGAAGACGGCGAAUAUUGGCAAUUGUAAAAAUGGAGGAGGAGGAGGACCUCGCCUAUGCUCCAUUUGUAAUCUUGGAGGAGGAACUCUGCAAUAGAUAUCCAUUUCUAUGCCAUCAAAAGGCUCCCGCCUAGGCAGAAUUUGGUGGUCGGGUCACGGAGUGGCUACCUUACCCUCGUUAGUUAGCCAUAGUAUAAAAUAACAUAUACUAUGGCACAAUCAUCAGGUUGUGCUUUUGGUUUUUUUAGUUGAGUUUGUUCCUUAAUACAUGAUUAGAAGCAUCCUCUAUUUUUGAAAAUGAACAUAUGAGUAUGCAAGGGAACGAUUAUUAGUUUAAGCGUUUGGUUGAGCAGUUGUUUUGACCUAUAACAGAUACGAUGUUGGACUAUUAAUUAAAGCAAGUAAAGGAUGAUAGAUGACCUUUAUACAAGGACUAUAAUUAGUUAAACAGAACCCACAUUCUUAUCUAAGGCUUCCUUAUAUGUCCUCAAAUUCACACUCAACUAUAAAUAUGUAAGAAGUGCCAAUUUUUAUGAGAAUAAAAAGAUUGUUUAAUAAAAUUUCUAUUUCUUUCUUUUCUUGUAUGUGUUCAUUGGCUUCUAGUAGCUCAAUAACAACAGCAAAUUUCUGCAAUCUGUUUAAAAAAAGAUAUGGGUGAUGUUCAGAGAAAGUUUGUGGAUCUGAGAAAGUUAAUGAAUUUCAAGAAGUUUGAUACAGUUCUUGAUUUCUCUGAUCAUUUUUUUUUAGAUAAGCAAUCUUCUGCGGGACAGCUUUCAAAUUCGUGGAUGAAGAAAAUUCAACUUGAGUGGAAAUUAUUAGAGUCGGCCUUACCUGAAACUAUAUAUGUCAGAGUUUCUGAAUCUAGGAUGGAUCUUUUGAGGGCUGUCAUUAUAGGAACAGCUGGUACACCAUAUCAUGAUGGACUAUUUUUUUUUGAUGUUUGGUUUCCGCCUUCAUAUCCAAAUGAACCACCGAUUGUUUGUUUUCAUUCACAUGGAUUAUGCAAUCUAAAUCCCAAUCUCAUGGGAAGUGGAGGAAUCUGCCUUAGCCUGCUGAACACUACGGACAGUUCACCAAAUGAGAUGUGGUGUCCAAAUAUGUCAACAAUGCUACAAGUUUUGGUCUCUUUCCAAGCUUUAGUCCUUAAUGCAAACCCCUAUUUCAAUGAAGAAGGUGAAGUGGAUCUAUUCACUGACCCGGAGGGCAAGGAAAAUUCCAGGAAAUUUAAUAGAUAUGCUUUCAUUGAAUCCUUGAAAUUGAUGAAUUACGUCAUUAAGAAUCCACCACAGCAUUUUGAGGAUCUGGUUGUGGGACAUUUUCGUGCUCGCGAGUUAGAUAUCACAAUGGCAUGUUUUGCAUAUAGUGAAGGUGCCGAGGUGGGAUGUAAUGUGAAGGAAUGGUUUGAAAAGAGCGAGAACGUAACCAAAUCUGGCUCGGAAAGUUUCAAAAAAGCGAUGAAGAAUAGAAUGAAAUAUAUUAUCAAAUGUCUUGCCUAUAACGGGUCGAGCGACAUUGGAGUGCAAGAAGUUUCACAAUCGAUUACAGACAUUAAGCAAAUGGUUUUUACUUUUUGUGGCACAUCUUUGGAUUAUGAUACUAUUAGCUUUUUGUUAUGUUUAAGAAAAAGAAGGGUAAAGGAGGUUCAGAUGGAAAACAACGAAUCUAAGAGUGAUUCUUCAAUUCCUUCGUUUCUUUAUGAUGAUCUCUGUGGUCCAAAAAGGAUCUUUGAGGCAUAUCACAUGUCCCUUAAAGAUGAUGCUACAUCUACUUAUCAUGAAUCUCUACCUUCUUCUCCAUUUGUUGAAAAGGAACCACCACCAAUAAUUGUUGAAUGUUUGUUUGACUUUCCAUCUAAAUUAGAUCCUUCAAGUUCACCAAAUGUGAAAGAAAAUCAACUCGAUUUGUUCUGUGGUUCUUUUUUUGAUUCUAAACUGGACUCUGGAUCAUAUGCAUUCGAUCCAAAGUACCAAGCCCUUUGUUGCUCAUCUUCACUUCUUGAAGCCAUUGAAAGCUUAGCUUUAGGCGGCCAUUUAAGAGAAGAUGGAGAAAAUGAGCAAUUAGGUAUUCAUUUUGAUGCCAUUAAAAGGCUCCCACCGGCGGGAUUAGGUGGUCGGAUCAAAGUGCUCUGUGUGAGGGAUGUGAUAGAUUAUGUAAGGCAAAUUUACAGUAAUUCGAAAAAAGAAGAGAUGGGUGAUGUUGAAAGAAAAAUUAAUGAUCUGAGAAGAUUAAUGGAUUUUAAGAAGUUUGAUUCAGUUCAAGAUUUUUCUGAUCAUCAUUACUUGCGGCAAUCUUCUGAAGAAAGGCAUUCAAUUUCAUGGUCGGAGAAAAUUCAAGAUGAGUGGAAGUCGUUGGAGUCGGACUUGCCCGAAGGUAUAUAUGUUAGAGUUUCUGAAUCUAGGAUGGAUCUUUUGAGGGCUGUCAUUAUAGGGACAGCUGGUACACCAUAUCAUGAUGGCCUUUUCGUUUUUGAUGCAUUAUUUACAGCUUCAUAUCCAUUCUUCCCACCGAUGGUCCAUUUUCAUGCACAUGGAUUAUGUCUAAAUCCCAAUCUCUAUUCAAGUGGAGAUAUCUGCUUGAGCCUGCUUGACACUUGGCUCGGUUCACCAGAUGAGAGAUGGAUUCCAGAUAAGUCAACAAUGCUUCAAGUUUUGAUCUCUCUCCAAGCUUUAGUCCUUAAUGCAAAGCCCUUAUUCAACGAAGAUUUUCCAACGGAGAUGUUUAAGGGCGUGGAUAGAACGGAAGAUGUCAGGAAGUAUAAUGAAGCUGUUUUCACUGCAUCCUUGAGAAUGAUGCAGUGUAUCAUUAAAAAUCCACCACAGCAUUUUGAGGAUCUGGUUGUUGGACAUUUUCGUGCUCGCGAGUUAGAUAUCAUGAUGGCAUGUUUGGCAUAUAGUGAAGGUGCGGAGGUGGGGUGUAAUGUGAAGGAAUGGUUUGAAAAGGGUGAGAAUGCACCCAAACCUGGCAUGGAAAUAUUCAAAAAAGCGAUGCAGUAUAUAAUGAAAUCUAUUAUCCAAUGUCUUGCCAAUAAUGGGUCUAGCGACAACGGAGUGCAACAAGUUUCACAGCCGACUACGUCCGACAGUGGAGUGCAAGAAGUUCCACAGCUGACUAUUUUCGACGAUGAAGUGCAAGAAGUUUCACAGCCGACUACACCCAACAAUGAACUGCAAGAAGUUUCACAGCCGACUAUGCCCGACAAUGAAGUGCAAGAAGUUUCACAGUCGACUACUGACGUAACUAUAAGAGAUGAUAUCGAGAAUUUAGCAUAAAUCUGAAUGCAACUAUAUGAUACGAGUAGGAAUAACUAUUGUAUACUGCUAGCAUUGAACUAUCUUUCUCAUACAAUGUGUGAAUAUAUCAUGUGAUUUGGUAAGCAAA
Molecule: messenger RNA, 3532 nt
Organism: Amaranthus tricolor (Joseph's coat)
Lineage: Eukaryota; Viridiplantae; Streptophyta; Magnoliopsida; Caryophyllales; Amaranthaceae
Exons: 18
Coding region: 805-3423 (872 amino acids)
Molecular function (GO): ubiquitin conjugating enzyme activity
Source: RefSeq, a predicted model, not a curated record